AACCGAUUUGGCAAUGAAUUGUCGAUCGGAGCUUCUUGAAGUUACAGUGGAGGCGAGGCAGGUUGAAGAAUCAAUUCUGUCAUUGCUGCACACUAUUUUACUACACCGCAGCACUGGAAAAUUUCACUAUAAAAAAGAGGGCACCUACUCUAUCGGUACAGUUGGGACCGUUGACAUCGACUGCGACUUCAUCGACUUCACUUUUGUCAGAGUUUCCUCGGAUGAGCUUGAUAGGGUGAUCAAAAAAGCAGUGACUGAAUUCAAGGAUGCUUUAAGCGUCUCGGGAAGUGACGGCAUCGGUCAAAUAUCCCUGGAAUUCUACCAGAAGAAGAAAUCUCGCUGGCCUUUUUCGGACGAAUGUAUCCCCUGGGAGGUGUGGAGCAUCAAAGUCAAUGUCGUCAACCUGGCGAACGAGCAGGAGAGGCAGAUCUGCAGGGAGAAAGUGGGAGAAAAACUCGGCGAGAAGGUGAUCAACGUCGUCGAGGUCAUCAAUCGUCACGAGUAUCUGCCCAAGAUGCCCACUCAGUCCGAAGUGGACAAUGUGUUUGACACCAGUUUGAGAGAAGUCCAGCCUUAUCUGUAUAAAAUCACGUACCAGAUUACGGACUCUCUGGGUACGUCUGUGAGCACCACCAUGCGAAGGCUGAUAAAAGACACUCUGGCACUGUGAAGUGUUUCUCACGACACGUCAAUCUGUCAGACAUCAAAACAUUUGUAAAAACUCCAUUAUCUUUGGUGUUCUCAUAAAGGUUGGCUCAAACCGUUAUAUACUAUUUCUUUAUAAUGCUUUUGGCACCUUUAUAACCAUCCUAUCUUUUCACAGGAUAUUUAAGAUGCCCAAUUUAGAUUUUCUUUUGUCAAAUUUGACAUUUGAUUGAAACAAAUGUUAACAGAAUGUGUCCGCGAACCCACGCAUGUGCACAAAAUACAAUGUCACAUGGCCCAGUAUGUUUAUUCAGUUAGUAAUGGUUGCUUUGUAGGUCUGAUGAUACAUUUGAAGCCAAUUUAAAGGGACAGACGACAUCUUUAUUAUGUAAAUCCCAGCGCAAAUAAUCUUGUUUAAUAAAUAGGGGUUUAAUAAAUAGGGGAAAAGAAAAACAUAAUUUUAUUAUUUUGAUACAUGUUAGUAGAGAAAAACUGAAAUAAAUGCCAAUAUUUCCAGAAAGUUGUUGGAAUUUGACCUAAUAGCCAGACUGCCGGAAUCAUCCCAGCCGAACCGUGCUAGUGCAAUUCCAACGACCCGGGCUGGCGGUGACCCAACAACCCGGCCAAAAAGCCAGACUGCGUGUUCACUUUAGUUUUAACCCCUUGUACCGACUCCAUUUUAAAAGCUGGAAAAAGGCUUCGAAACACAAGUUGACAAUUUUUUCCAAGUCGACGCAACCAUGCAAGCAAGGAGGAAAGCUGUCUCACAGGUCGACAAACAAUAAAUACACAAAAAUGUUCUAGAGAAAAUACAGUGCUAGCUAAAGAAUUCAGUCUUUUGGAGGCUCCGGUGAGGCGGGCUGUGCGCCGGGAGAAGGGUGUUGUUUAGGGUAAAUUUUCUGUUGCAGGUUGGGCCAAUGAGUCUGUGUGUCACUGUUGCCAUGGCAACCAGAGUUUGAGAUUUUGUCAGCCUCAGUGCAAAAGGAGUGUUUGGUGUAAAUUCUUAGCCAUGGAGUCUUCUGGUUAUCAGACAUGCAAGACAGGAUGUCCCGCCAUUGUUCUGGACUGUCCAUUUUUGGCCCCCAGAAGAGCUGAUGGCGGGAUUUGGUGGUCCAGACGUGGGCUUGUAGAUGUCUUGGCCAUCUCCUGCUUGUCUUGCUUCGUCAUCGUCAAUCCCGCUCAGCCAGCUGCAUGACGGGCGCGUUGGGCUUCUGUCAGUCAUUAGGCAUCCUGUAUCUGUUAUGCCCUUAUCUGCCCGUUGCCUUGGCGCUGCAAAUUCCAAUCACUCCAAUUCGAACUACUCAUAAUAUCAAAUAUAUUCUACUUGCUUUCUUAAAUUAUGAUUUAAAUGCCAUUUAUUUUACAUUGGAUGUGUUAGAGUAAUACAAACAGUCAACCAACAGUUAAUAUGGGAAAGGAUGCUAUUCCCUUCAAAGUGGCUGUCCGACAUAGCGGCAGACAUUUUCAGAGUAUUUCAGAUGUCCCGCCCUUCCUAGUGAUGUCGUUAACUCAUUAUCACAUGCACCUGUUUCGAACUGAUGUCACAAAAUGGCUGUGUCAUUUUUUGUGUUUAAACAUUAUUUUAUCCAUUAUCAGAGGACUAAUAAAUUUGCAAUUUUUAUACUUUAAUCAAGCAACUGUCUUUAAUAUGAAGGUCGUGUAUACUAGGUGUUGUCUGUCCCUUUAAAGAUUUUUUCCUCUUAUAUAUUUAUCAGUCCUAAUGCAUCUUAUUCUCUCCUCAUUUGUCUGUCAUUGCUUUUCAUGCCUGUCUAUUGUCAAACAAUUGACAGUGGUUUUUGCCUUUUGUUGACAUGAGCUUUCAAUACACAUUCACAUACAAAGACAUAAUUGUGUUAUUUCACAACUUCACAUUGCAUGAAAAAAAAAAAAAAAACAGUCUCAAAUGGGCCAAGAAAAAUGGAAUUGACUUGCAAUGUGAACCUAACUCUCUACCAGUCUUUUUAUUGUCAUCCAGUCACAAGAGCAUUACUUUGAAGCAUGACAUUGUUUUCCAGAACAGAUUCCUUCCCCCCCCCCCGACAUAAUCAUAAUUAAAUCAUUUUGUAUCAAAAUUAAGACAAUAGUGCUGGUGUGUAUAGCUUCAAACAUUAAGGUACAAGUUUUAAUCAUCAACUGUUUUUCUCUGCUCCUGAUUGUGAAAUGAUUGUGCAAUUUAAGUCAUUAUACUUCCCUGCCAACUUCAAGAAAUGCAAAACAUCUGUUGCUGACUUUGUUGACUUUAGACAUUAUUUAAAUGUUAAUUAAGUGUACAUACUAAGUGUAAAUAAAAUGAAUUGUAUUCAAAUGAUUUUUUUUUUCAUUUACUACACCCAGCAACAGUAUCACUAUAGUAUUAUACAGCAGUGUUUUUUUUUUUCUUUUCAAAGGAGUACAUAUUUAAUUUAGAAUAGUUAAACAACUAAAACACUUCUUUCUGUAUGUGUGUACGUUACCAGUCAACGGAUGCUAUAGUUAUUUCUCAACAUUCAAAUUUACCUUGUUUUUUCUUGGACAUGAAUGACAUGCACAUUUGUGAUCAUUCAGCUUCUGUCCAAAAGAGAAAGGAGACUUCAGAUCAGCUUUGUCAUCUAUAACAGACAUUUGACAAUGGUGCAACAUU
Molecule: messenger RNA, 3265 nt
Organism: Corythoichthys intestinalis (scribbled pipefish)
Lineage: Eukaryota; Metazoa; Chordata; Actinopteri; Syngnathiformes; Syngnathidae
Gene: atg101
Product: autophagy related 101
Exons: 2
Coding region: 14-670 (218 amino acids)
Biological process (GO): autophagy; autophagosome assembly
Cellular component (GO): phagophore assembly site
Source: RefSeq, a predicted model, not a curated record